Mauremys mutica (yellowpond turtle) is the source of this 719-nucleotide messenger RNA. Its product is annotated as immunoglobulin kappa light chain-like. Lineage: Eukaryota; Metazoa; Chordata; Testudines; Geoemydidae. The record is from RefSeq and is a predicted model, not a curated record. The coding region runs from base 18 to 719 and encodes 233 amino acids. Gene Ontology annotation, biological process: immune response; immunoglobulin production. The transcript has 3 exons.
GAUCCAGACAUAGCAAGAUGAUCUCCCAGGCUCAGCUCAUCUGGCUGUUAGUGCUCUGGAUCCAAGACUCCAGUGGGCAGAUUGUGGUGACUCAGACUCCAGAAUCCCUGGUAGUGUCUCCAGGAGAGAGAGUCACCAUCAACUGCAAAGCCAGUUCCAGCACAGGCAACCAUUUAACCUGGUACCAACAGAAAUCGGGACAAGCUCCUAAGCUUCUUAUUUAUCAUGGCUCUACCCUCGCCUCUGGAGUCCCAGCCCGGUUUAGUGGCAGUCAGUCUGGGAGUGGCUACACUGAUUACACUCUCACCAUCAGCAGUGCUGAAAUUGAAGAUGCAGGAGAUUACUACUGCCAGCAGAGUUAUAGCUCCCCUCUCACAGUGAUACAGACUCAUACAAAAACCUCCCUGCCAUACUCCAAUGGGCAGAUAGUGCUGACUCAGACUCCAGAAUCCCUCUCAGUGUCUCCAGGAGACAGAGUCACCAUCAACUGCAAAGCCAGUUCCAGUGCUUCUAGCAGAAUGGCCUGGUACCAACAGAAAUCAGGACAAGCUCCUAAACUCCUUAUCCACAGCACUUCCACCCGUCCCUCUGGGAUCCCAGACCGUUUCAGUGGCACUGAAUCGGGCACUGAUUUCACAUUCACAAUCAGCAGAGUGGAAGCAGACGAUGCUGGAGAUUAUUACUGUCAGCAGCAUUACAGCACCCCUCUCACACAGUGA